Messenger RNA from Thunnus maccoyii (southern bluefin tuna), 3018 nucleotides. RefSeq lists its product as uncharacterized. NCBI's taxonomy places the organism in Eukaryota, Metazoa, Chordata, Actinopteri, Scombriformes, Scombridae. The coding region runs from base 839 to 2569 and encodes 576 amino acids. Gene Ontology annotation, molecular function: protein binding. The transcript is spliced from 5 exons. The record is from RefSeq and is a predicted model, not a curated record.
CUUAGAGACAAUAUACAAACACACCAUGGUUACGCUGUGACAGCAGGCCAGCUGCUGCCUUUUUCCUGGAACGGCGUGUGAAAUCUACAUUCAACCUAAGGUUUCUAGUCCUUGAAUCAAAUCAAAGGGCAUUAGAAGAAUCGAAUGGACACACAGACACAAGAUUGUUCUUGCUGAAUACAAAUGCAUCCAUUUAGUGCUUUUGUCCCCGCAGGAGUUGUUAUCCCCCACUGCUCAAAUGACAAAGCUACCUAUGUUAAGAUGUUAUGUAACUGCGAGGAAACAAAAUCAGAUUGUGUUUUGUUGUGAUUUGAUAUUUGGACAUGAGGCGGAAACAAGAAAUCUCAAAAGAGGUCUGUUAUAAUGGUGACAUGUUCCAGGGAAGGCGACGUCUUUUCAGGUUAGAGAUUAUAACUUCAUUAUGUUAAUUGUGUCUUAGCUGCCAAAUUUGUUCGGGGAACGGAAAAUGAAGGUCGCCACAAGUUGCAUGCUGUUUUUCACAGUGCAAGGCAGGUGAUAGCCUUUAUCACAUCAUUCUCAGGUGUGCUCAAUUAGCAGGGAGAAGAUGAAGUAGUCCAUGGAGGAUGAGGGCAUGUUGAGUCACUGAAUAGCUUCCAUCCAAUGAAAGACACACAGGAGGAUGUGCCAGUCUGCUGAUGAAUUUCCUCCAUAUUUGGAUGAGUGAAUGAGGCGCUCGCUACUGUAUAAAGGCCCUGCUGAGGGUUUGAUGAAGCCGGAUGGUGAACAGUAAGAAAGCAAGAUCUCAAAGACUGACUUCAAUCUUCCCUCAAACCUUUGGCAGAGAGUGCUUGGGCUGAAUGGAUGCUGCCACUGCAGAAUGGUCCUCAGACGUUUGUUUCCUAGGCAACGUGGGGAGGGCAUGUGGAGAGGGAGGUAUAAAAACACUGGCAGCUCCUCUCCGAGUCUUACUCUGAGCACAAAUAGCUUCUCAAGAAUGAUGCGACCAAAAGAUUUACGCCAGGGCUCUGGCACCAAGACUUUCCUAGAUGCCAUGCAUGGUGGUAAAGUUCACCUUGCGCGCUUCAUCCUAGACGCCUUGGAUGGACGCAUCAUCAACUCUAUGACAGAAAACAGCCGAACCCCACUCAUGUACGCUGUCUGCCUACAAGACCCCGGGACCAGAUCCAAGUUCACCCGGCUGCUGCUGGAGAAAGGGGCCGAUGUCAACUGUCAGGAUGAGGAUGGUCGCACAGCCCUGAGCCACGCCUGUGAGAUGGGUCAUUUGGACGCGGUCAAGCUUCUAGUGCAGUUCAAUGCAGAUCCGGACAUCUCUGACUCCUGGGGUAACAGCGCUCUGAUGUAUGCUGCCUUUUCUGGGCACAGCCAGGUUCUGGAGUUCCUGGUUCGGGCUUUCAAAAGACUGGGACUGAGGCUGGACAGAACCAAUAAUGCCGGUCAUUCAGCCAUCGAGGUGGCCAACUUCUUUGGACACAACCAAUGUGUGCAGGUUCUGAACUUUCCUUGCAGAAGGAGCGUAGGCACCGAUGACCCACUUGCUGAUGUUGGCACCAAUGGAGAUGGAGAGUGCCGGCUGCCCAACAGGCUCCCCAGGCACAUUCUGGAGAGGUUCUCCAAGCAGCUGAAUAGCAAUGAAGACCAACUGCCUGGGGUAUUUCAGAGACAACUGAAGAUUGGGGACAGCAGUGGGCUGUGGAACCGCUUCAGGUGUCGCAGGAGCCAGUCUCAAGAGGACAACCACCGCCACAGCUGGGCUCUGCCUACUCAGCUCGAGAAAAGCCAGAUCGAGGGGGAUCACAGUGUUCUCUUCACUGCCAAACAACUGCAAAACUGCCAGCUUAGAGUGGUAAGAGGGGCUAAAACACUGAACUCUCUGCCUGAGCCAAGCCAGAAAGAUGUCAACCGAGACGCUGGACUCCAAGAGAAAACACCAGAGAGUUUUCCUUUCUGGGGAAAGGCAAAGUCAUUUAACUUGGACCUUCUGAGCAGCAGAAAGCAGUCCUAUCAGGGUGAUGUGCGUGACAUGAGUCUAUCAGCCAGCAAAUUAAAAAGAGCCUCGCUACAGGAUGAGAGAUGCCUGAUAGACAAGAUGGAAUGUCAAGGGAACACCCGGGACCUGACAAACAAUGCUGACAAAACUGUAUCAGUGCCGAAACCUCUUUUAAACAGCAAGAGUCAGCCCGUGAGAGUGCUUGAGGAGAAUGUAAAAUCACAGAAAGAAGAGGUUGAUGACAUAGCUCCAUCAAGCAGGAGAGAACAGCAGAAGAGGGGAAGCUUUGCCCCGACCGGCAGACACAACAAACUGCUGUUUGCCAGAGGGGAGAUGGAGUCAGGGAAGAUCCCCAGCCACACGCCAGGGUUCAUGGGCCUGGGGACCAGACUGCUGCGUCGAUUCACCGCACCAGAGUUCAUGAGGAUGGUGAUAGACUGCUCGCCGGGCUCUUCAAACGGCAGAGGAAGGAUGUCCCGCUCCGAAACCUUCCCUCUCUCUCACACACAUCAGCAGGUCAACAGCCAGCCGAGCGUUGACAGCAUCAGCGGGGUGAAGUGUGAGUUUGAAAGCUGCUCGUCUCAAUCCACCCUCAAUUAGAAUGAGGACGAUGUCAAGCAACAGAAACGGCUGGUAGUGACACUUUUACAGCAUUUACAAUUCUGACAAUGCAGUUUGAUAGCUUGGUGAUAAAUUCUAUAUACUGACAGAAAUAAUAAUACUUAUUAACUAAUGCUUAUGUUUAAAUUUAUUGGUAUUUGCAAUGUUCAUUAAUGAAAAUUCAGAUGUUUCAAGCUAGGUUUUGCUAUUUUAUCUUUAAAAUAAUUUAUAGAUUAACCCUAUCAGUCUGCGAGCUACCGAAUAUAAUUAUUAUAGUUUCACAUAUAUGAGAUUUAUAUUGUACAAAAAUUUAUUGUAUUUGAUAUUGCUUCUGUGUUUAUAAGAAAUAAUGGAUGUAUUUUGCUUAAAUAUAUUCAGUGACAGUGCACUGUAUGAUUCAUGCUGAAUACCUAAUAAAUGCCUUAAACAGCAGCCCAUUCAACCUGUAU